AUGGCCAUGCCCAGUUCCCUUUUGUGGGCUGUUGACAUUUUUGGGCGGGUUUACACUCUGCCUACUGUUGGCCAGUACUGGGAGCUCUGUAAGGACACACAGCUGGAGUUCAAACGGGUCUCUGCUGUCAAACAGUGCUGCUGGGGAAUAGCCUGUGACCAUCAAGUAUACACCUACGUGUUCUCGGGUGACGUUCCUAUUAGAUACCAGGAAGAAACCUAUGAGAAUCAGCGCUGGAAUCCAGUUGGUGGCUUUUGUGAGAAAUUACUGCCCAGUGACCGCUGGCAGUGGAGUGAUGUGAGCGGGCUAAAACAUCAGCAGCUUGAUAGUUUCACACUGCCUUCACCACACUGGGAGUGGGAGUCUGACUGGUAUGUGGAUGAAAAUAUUGGAGGGGAACCAACAGAGAAAGGGGGCUGGACUUACGCCAUAGACUUCCCCAGCACCUACACAAAGGAUAAGAAAUGGAAUUCUUGUGUCAGACGCAGGAGGUGGAUCAGAUACAGGAGAUACAAAUCACGGGAUGUUUGGGCGAAGAUCGUAUCACACGAUGAUCCAGAUCAAUUGCCAGACCCUUUCAAUGACAUCUCUGUUGGAGGAUGGGAAAUCACCGAUGAGCCUCUUGGCCGUUUAUCAGUGUGGGCGGUUUCUUUACAAGGAAGGGUAUGGUACAGAGAAAACGUCUGCCAUCACAGUCCAGAAGGUUCGGUGUGGUCCUUAGUCACCACUCCUGGUGAAGUUGUACAGAUCAGCUGUGGACCAUAUGACCUCCUUUGGGCAACUCUUUGGGAAGGGCAAGCUAUUGUGAGAGAAGGCAUUGAUAGGAAUAACCCUCAAGGAAUUUCCUGGAGUAUUGUGGAGUCUCCAAGCUCUGAAAAUGGGAUUAUGCACAUCUCUGUGGGUGUUGAUGUGGUGUGGUGUGUUACAAAGGAUAGAAAAGUGUGGUUCAGAAGAGGAGUGAACUCACAUAAUCCUUGUGGGACAAGCUGGAUUGAAAUGGUUGGAGAAAUGAUGAUGGUAACUGUAGGGUUAAAUAACCAGGUCUGGGGAAUCGGCUGCGAUGACAGAGCCAUUUAUUUUCGUCAAGGUGUCACACCAAGUGAGCUCAGUGGGAAGACUUGGAAGGCAAUUGUAUCUGGCCGAGAGAGUGACAGAUCUCAGUCUGGGAGCUCAACAAGUCUGCUCAGUGCUGGCUGUUUCUUUACUGAUGAUAUUCAGAACCAAACGAACGCGAUCAUUCAGGGUGAUGCAGAUACUUCCUCUGAUACAGAGCUUCCCAGUGUACCCAUGAACCUUGCCAACACUCCCCCGAUGGGAGCUGCAGCCGGCAGCGCUGGUAACGGCACAGGCAACCAGACAGCAGAGCUAUGUGCAAAUUUGACUGUGGAUCCUCUGGACCCUGAUCAAGGAGGAGCUGCUGUUGCUUCAACUGAUAAUGAGAAUGCUAAUGUUGAAAUGCAGAAGUCUCCUACAAACCCAAGUCCUUCUGCAGAACUGCAGUGGACAAACAUUGACUUGAAGGAGGCCCAAAAGCAUCCAGUCCUCUCCGUCAGCACCUUUGCAGAAACAUCCAGCCUGUCUUCCCUUGGCAUGUUCUCAGUGGGAGCUGAAGAACAGUACGGAGCCGAUGAGCACCCACUGUGGGCUUGGGUGUCUGGGGGAGGCUGUCUUGUAGAUUUGCACAGCCCAUUGAAAUGGUUCACUGUUCCGUCAGGUUUGUCAUCCUGUGUGCAAUCUCUGUCUCUGUCUAUCACUCCAGCACAGACAGCAGCAUGGCGAAAGCAGAUUUUUCAGCAGCUCAGUGAAAGGACAAAGCGGGAACUGGAGAAUUUUAGGCACUACGAACAGGCUAUUGAGCAGUCAGUUUGGGUUAAAACUGGAACUUUGCAAUGGUGGAGGAAUUGGAAGCCUCAUAAAUGGAUGGAUGUUCGAGUUGCACUUGAGCAGUUCACUGGGAGUGAUGGAAUGCGCGACAGCAUCCUGUUCAUCUAUUACAUGUAUCAUGAGGAGAAAAAGUAUAUCCACAUGUUCCUGAAUGAAGUCACUAUUAUAGUUGAAGUUCUGAAUGAAGCCAAACACUCCUUUGCACUGUAUACGCCUGAAAGGACAAAGCAGCGAUGGCCAAUCCGCCUGGCAGCCACAACAGAGCAAGAAAUGCAUGACUGGCUGUCUUUGCUGAACAUGUCCUGUUGUGAAAGCAGACGGAUUCAAGGCCCUCCUUCUCACCAUGCCAUUUGGUCAGUUACUUGCAAAGGAGACAUCUUCGUUAGUGAGCCAAGUCCUGAACUGGAGGCUGGACCACACCUGAUGCCGUGUGAUCAAAUGUUUUGGCGUCAAGUUGGAGGUCACCUGCGACUGAUAGAGUGCAAUAACCAAGGCAUAGUGUGGGGCAUAGGAUAUGAUCACACAGCUUGGGUUUAUACUGGUGGCUAUGGAGGUGGCUUCAUUCAAGGACUGGCCAGUAGUGCUGAUAACAUCUAUACGCAGUCAGAUGUGAAAUGUGUUUACAUCUAUGAGAACCAACGGUGGAACCCAGUCACUGGCUAUAGCAGCAGAGGUCUGCCCACGGACAGAUAUAUGUGGAGCGAUGCAUCUGGCCUGCAGGAAUGUACAAAAAUAAAUACCAAGCCUCCUUCUCCGCAGUGGUCUUGGGUAUCCGACUGGUAUAUUGAUUUUAAUACUUCAGGCGGAACUGAUCGGGAAGGCUGGCAGUAUGCAGCAGACUUUCCAGCGUCCUACCAUGGUCACAAGACAAUGAAGGACUUUGUCCGACGGAGGCGCUGGGCAAGAAAAUGUAAGAUAGUCACCAACGGGCCAUGGCUGGAAGUGCCUCCUGUUACCCUGUGGGACAUCUCCAUAAUUCCCAGUUCAGAUGCAGAUGACGAAGAAGCAGUAGCACUGUGGGCAAUCAGUGACAAAGGAGACGUGCUCUGCAGGCUUGGAGUGACACAGCAAAACCCAGCUGGAACAUCCUGGCUGCACGUGGGAACAGAUCAGCCUUUCAUUUCCAUCUCAAUUGGAGCAUUUUACCAAGUGUGGGCUAUUGCUAGAGAUGGUUCUGCCUUCUAUCGGGGCUCAGUGUCUCCAAAGAAACCUGCAGGUGACUGUUGGUACCAUAUUCCUUCACCUCAAAAACAAAAGCUAAAACAAGUCUCGGUAGGACGAACGUCUGUGUUUGUGUUGGAUAAAAACGGCAAUCUUUGGUACCGGCAAGGUAUCACACCAAGCUACCCUCAAGGAUCUACUUGGGAUCAUGUUUCAAAUAAUAUCCGUAAAAUAUCUGUAGGACCCCUGGACCAGGUCUGGGUGAUAGCUGACAAAGUGCAAGGAAGUCAUAGUUUGAGCUGUGGGACCGUCUGCCAUCGGACUGGUGUGCGACCAAUGGAACCUAAAGGCCUCUCAUGGGAUUAUGGUAUUGGGGGUGGAUGGGAGCACAUCACAGUCAGAGGAAAUGCAACAGAAGCAUCUAGGGUUGCUACACAUGACACUUCUGAGGAAAACCCUGCAGUAUCAAAGGAUUUAGAAGAUGAGGAGAGUAAAGGGAAAACAGAACACUCUAAAACCCCUCUGAUGGUCAGUGAAAGUCAAGAAUUGGACAGAAAUGCUGUUAAUUGUUAA
Molecule: messenger RNA, 3618 nt
Organism: Leptosomus discolor (cuckoo roller)
Lineage: Eukaryota; Metazoa; Chordata; Aves; Leptosomiformes; Leptosomidae
Gene: TECPR1
Product: tectonin beta-propeller repeat containing 1
Biological process (GO): autophagosome maturation
Cellular component (GO): autophagosome membrane; lysosomal membrane
Molecular function (GO): phosphatidylinositol-3-phosphate binding
Source: RefSeq, a predicted model, not a curated record